Hippoglossus stenolepis (Pacific halibut) is the source of this 3291-nucleotide messenger RNA. RefSeq names its product tetraspanin-2. Bases 164 to 799 code for a protein of 211 amino acids. The record is from RefSeq and is a predicted model, not a curated record. Gene Ontology annotation, cellular component: membrane. NCBI's taxonomy places the organism in Eukaryota, Metazoa, Chordata, Actinopteri, Pleuronectiformes, Pleuronectidae. The transcript has 8 exons.
GAGAGAGAGAGAGAGAGAGAGAGAGAGAGAGAGAGAGAGCCUGUCGUGACACUGCUUCUUGAUGCACCAGUGCUGUGACCGGGGUCCGUUAUUGUCACGUCGUGUGGAGCCAUUAUUCAACAUUCAGAGCCCUUCACGAGGAUAAAGACAAAUCUCUGCCGACAUGGGGAAAGUGGAAGGAGGGAUGAGAUGUGUGAAAUACCUUUUGUUCAUCUUCAACUUCAUAUUCUGGUUGAUGGGAUCAUUUGUCCUGGCAGUGGGACUGUGGCUGCGUUUUGACCCAGAAACUGUGUCUCUGCUCAACGGGGAUAAAGCUCCAGACACCUUCUUCAUUGGUGUCUAUAUACUGAUUGGUGCCGGCAGCCUGGUGAUGUUGGUGGGUUUCUUCGGCUGCUGUGGAGCUGUGCGGGAAUCUCAGUGCCUGCUGGGUUCAUUCUUUGCCUGCUUGUUGAUCAUCUUCGGAGCUGAGGUGGCAGCAGGAGUGUUUGGAUUCUUAAACAAGGACAAGAUAAUCGAAGACGUUCAGACCUUCUACUCAACAACGUACAACGAGAACAAUAACAGCACUUUGAUCGUCUCAUACCAGAAAAUACUGAACUGUUGUGGAACCUCUGCAAACCCCUGCCCUGAUCCCCAACCAGAUACCAAGGACUGUGAGACGGGCAUCAAGGACUUCUUCAACAGUAAACUCUACAUCAUCGGGUACGUGGGCAUCGGCAUCGCUGGAGUCAUGAUCAUUGGGAUGAUCUUCAGUAUGGUUCUCUGUUGUGCCAUACGCAACACCAGGGAGGUCAUAUAAGCUGGAUCCUCGACUUCUACCCCCUCACCCUUACUUUGCCGACCCCCGAGAGACUGUACAGCCUUCAGAUCAAAUGUCAUUCCCUGUCCAUCACGUGCGGGGACCCAGGAAAUUGAUCAUGUUCUAAAAAUUCCAUUCCACUACGGUGGCCUGAUCUCUAUUCUCUCUUUAUUUAUUUGCCGUCACAAGCCAAGUAGCUGAGUCUACCUUCCAUAACACUCUGAUAACACUUAGACCUUUGACACAUCCUGUGGGAACUGCAUAUUUUCUGAUGCUGCCCUGACAACCUGUCCGAUUGUUUUUCCUGAGGCCAUUUGGCCGCCAGUACAAAUUUUAACCCACAUACUGUCGCCAAAGUGUCAAUGCUUUUUCACACAGCCUUGCCACUGACCCCGUGGCUGUGGGAAACUUAAACCAGGGAGAGCAAUCUGAGGUGAAAGCAGCUGAGUUUGCGUAUCUGUGCGCACACAAAUCAAGACACAGACGCACACACACACACACACACACACACACACACACAUACGUAAACACGGCAAUGUUGUGCUACGCGAGACCACAGCCUUAAAAAAGGUUUGGCACGUAGGGUCCUGAUUGGUGGAAUCAGAGUGGAGUGUCAGGAGGGGGAAUGGCCAGCGAAUGUUUUGAGAAUGCAUCGUAGCCCCAGUGAUCAUACACAUACACACACACACACACGCGCACACACACACACCAAGGAAAAUCCACAGUUAUCUUAAAGGAAAAUGUUACUAUUUUGGGGGAUACUCUUGUGCACUUUCUGGCUCAGAAGAUGAGAGAUUAGAAGAUCGAUAGCACCUUCAUGUCUAUAUCAUAAAUAUGAAGCUACAGUCUGGUGAGCUUGGCAAAGCACAGAGACUGGAGACAGUGGUCUGUUUCUGUUUAGUUUUUUUCCUUUGGACGAAUCCAACGUAGCUGUUUCCCCCUGUGUCCACUUUUCACUCAAAGCUCACCAGCUGACGGUUGUUGCCUUAUAUCCAGCAUCCAGCUAUCAAUCUCUUCUUCUGACUCUUGGCGGGAAAGCACAGGCUAUUUCCCAAGAAGUCCAAUCAUUUCUUUAAAUGACUAUACCCCUGGGUUUUGCCUGUUUGAGCCCAUUCUCUACAAAUCAUGCACAGUUCACAUUUUAAGAUGAAAACAAUAUUUUUAUGAGAUUUUCACGAUUACGCAACUCAAGUAUGUUUUAGUGGAAAAAGCUGCAUCCGAAACGUGACGUAUUCCUGAUUUUAAUGUAAGGAGCUAAAACUUGCAGACACAAAAAACCAAAUUCUUUCUUCAUCCCAAAGGAGAACCUCUUGACGGCGAUACCCCUUUCUAGCUCCAACCCCUUAUGCACUAUAACAUAGGAGAGCCUCUGUUGACUAUACAGUAUGUCAAGAGGAGCCAGAUCAUGUUUUCAUGCUAAACGACUAAUAGCCAGUCAACGGAGAAUUAUCCAGGCCUUCCGAUCGCUUCCCUGCCACCAUCAUGUCCCCCUGUCCUGUGUGCCUUACAAGUACACCACCCACAACAGAAACCCAGGAAACCACCCCUGUGUUCGUCUCACCUGAAUAACCUCAGCAGAUAUCAGGGUUGGAUAGAGAUACCCUUAAAUCCAGGGUAAAUCAGGCCACCGUUUGAAUUUGAUCAGUUUAUUCCAAGUGUCAGGACUCUGGUUUGUAAAUAUGUUUCAGUUUCAUAUUUUGUAGAUGUACAUUGUUUGUGGCUGAUGUAACUGUUACUAUUUAACAUGCUGUGUGUGUAGACAGAGGCUUGCAGUAGAUGUACAGUGUUGUAGUAAAGACAGUGUAGUCCAAACAGACCCACGCAGCCAACACCUGUUUCUUAACGUGCCUUUCUUUGAUACCAAGCUAUUUUUUUUUUUUUUAACAACAGGCUGUCGGAACCUAGCAGAAGUGUAUAUAUGUUUGUAGAGUCGGACUGCAAUUAAAUCGUCGAGUAUCGCAUAUGGCUCGACUUUCCUCUUUUGAUGCGUCACACUCGACUGUUCCUUCUUGAGAACAGUUUCUCUUCCAGCUAUUUCAAAAGCCUCUUGGUGCUGAUAAAAAUCUAUUCUGGGCCCUCACAACAAAGCUGAGUCCAGAUGAUGAAACCAUAUGGGACACAAGCACUCGAGAAUAAUACUUACACUUUUUUUUUGUACGUUUCCGUGUGAUGUUACACACAUGGAGAGACAACGAAGGCCUCCUUACCACUUCAAGCUGUUGGCAAUAUUUACUCUGGGGACUGAGAUGACACAACAGCCACUAAACAAAACAGGAUAAACGAGGAAAAGUUACUCGAUCCUCAUUGGUGUUGCUGUGUCCCUCAUAUUAAAGCAAAUCUGGAGAUGUAAUGUAGGUGCAUCGCAAAGACAAGAAAAACUGUGUACACAGUCAAGCCUUUCAUAGUUGGUUGUGUGUUAAUUUAUUUUAAUACCAUUCCAGGCUUCUCAGGAAGAUAGGUGAUUGAAGUUUAAUAAAUUGUUUAAAGUUUUA